Diorhabda carinulata is the source of this 2028-nucleotide messenger RNA. It is a transcript of the gene Rrp42, whose product is annotated as exosome complex component RRP42. Bases 328 to 1179 code for a protein of 283 amino acids. NCBI's taxonomy places the organism in Eukaryota, Metazoa, Arthropoda, Insecta, Coleoptera, Chrysomelidae. Gene Ontology annotation, biological process: TRAMP-dependent tRNA surveillance pathway; nuclear mRNA surveillance; nuclear polyadenylation-dependent rRNA catabolic process. Gene Ontology annotation, cellular component: cytoplasmic exosome (RNase complex); nuclear exosome (RNase complex). The record is from RefSeq and is a predicted model, not a curated record. The transcript has 5 exons.
ACAAAAACCGGCCAUUAACGUUUUUCAUCUUACUUAUGGACUACAUAUAAUAAUUCGCUUCUCUACAAAUAUAACAGAAACUUUUUAUAUAUUUUAAUUUGAUACAUUAUCCUACGAAUAAUAUUUUUAUUCAUACGAUUAUAUUUUUUUACAUAUACCGUUCUGCUACAUUAAAUAUUAUAUUAUAUGAUUAUUUUUUAAUAACAUCAAAAUCGUAUGGUUAGCCACAGACUUCGAAUUCAAACCUAACCUUUAAAUGAGUCUUCUUCUUUUAUCUGUUGGUUUUAAAUUUUUAUUUUAGGUUAUAUUUAAAAAAUUCAAAUUUAAAUGUCUCUGUGUGAAGCAGAAAAAACAUUUAUUUUACAUGGAGUUGAAGAGAAUUUUCGAGUGGAUGGUCGGGAACGUGAGGAUUACAGAACUAUGGAAUUAGAAACAGAUAUAGUUGCACAUGCUUUUGGUUCUGCUAGACUUAGACUAGCAGAUACAGAUGUUCUCGUAGCUGUUAAAAUAGAAGUUGAUGUUCCUUUUCCCGAAUCGCCUCACCAGGGAAAGAUUGAAUUUUUUGUUGAUUGUUCAGCAAAUGCAACACCAGAUUUUGAGGGUAGAGGAGGAGAAGAUUUGGCCAUAAACCUCUCAAGUACAUUGAGCUCAGCUUAUUCCUCCCCUUUGGCAUUUGACUUAACAAAGUUGUGUAUCCUACAUGGAAAGAAAUGUUGGAAGUUAUAUGUGGAUAUUUUGAUUCUUGAAUGUGGUGGUAAUUUAUUUGAUGCAGUUUCUCUAGCUGUAAAGGCAGCACUUUGGAAUACACAAGUACCUUUAGUUAAAAAUGUUAAUAUUGACGGUAAUACUGUGGAGAUAAAUGUAUCAGAUGAAUUGUAUAACUGUACUAGAUUGGAUGUGCAAAAAGCUCCUAUAAUGGUAACAGUGUGUAAAAUAGGAGAAAAAUGUAUUGUAGACCCUAAUGCAGCAGAAGAACAAUGCUCAGUCGGUUCUGUAGUAGUAGCAGUAUCUGGGAACAAAUUAAGCACUGUGUAUCAAACUGGUACAGGAUCACUCCACCCAACUACAUUUUUAGAAAGUAUUAAUUUAGGUUUUCGAGUUGCCCAAAGAUUGGAUGAAGCUUUAUGGGAAAGCCUCGAUCAAAUCAAACCUAACCAAGAUGUAGGAUUUCUUAAAUAAUCAAACCAAAUAAAUCAAAUGAUUUUAUUUCUUAAUAAUAAUACUUGUAAUUUGCAUUUGUUAUCUUUUAUAUUGAUAUUGUACUUCAUUAAUAUAAUUUUUUUGUUUGAGUUUGGUGAGUUUAAUGAAAAGUCUAAAUUAAAUUUAUUGUGGAAACUGUUUUCCAUGUGGAUGAAAGAGGGAAAGUAUAGAGAUGUAGAUGUGAUCAUGAAUGAUCUUGAUGAAUACUUUGAUUUUAUCAUCCCGGAUGCGAUAAAAUUUUCAUAGAAGUUAUUUCCAAAACAGAAAUUUUGUGCACUACGUGCAUCUAACCCAUUCAACUGUCCAAAACCCUGAUUUUAGUUACACAUUUCUAAUGAACUCCUACAGCUUUGUUGUUUUUGUGUUUUCUGUGUUUGUUUGUAAUUGAGACAUUCUAAAACUAGAUGAAUCUCCUCCCUACAAAAUCAAAGCUCUUCAGUUUAUGCUAGAUGUAAUAUCAUUGGGUUCAAUUUAAUGAUAGUUAAAAUACUUUUAAACUUGGUUGUAUAAAUGGUGCAAUUCAAAAGACAGUAUUUAGUCAGUGUUAAAAUGUAAACCAUUGUUAACUUUGUCCAACAUCUUCAAUGCCAAAAAAUUAUUCUAUCAGCUACUUACUAAAACUGAUAAUCUAUGUACGGAUGUCGGAAAUGAAAACAAAAUAUCGAUGUAUCGAUAUUUAUUAAAAUAUCAAUAUUAGCAUCGAUGUAUCUGUUAAAUUAAAAAAAAAAUUAAUUUCAAAAUACUUAGGUAUAUAAUUCAGUCUAGCUCAAUAAUAUCAACAGUAAUUUUUGUAAAAAUGUACAUUAUCUCAAUAAACUCGAAGAUAUU